Ceratotherium simum simum (southern white rhinoceros) is the source of this 2850-nucleotide messenger RNA. It is a transcript of the gene TM4SF5, whose product is annotated as transmembrane 4 L six family member 5. Gene Ontology annotation, cellular component: membrane. Lineage: Eukaryota; Metazoa; Chordata; Mammalia; Perissodactyla; Rhinocerotidae. The record is from RefSeq and is a predicted model, not a curated record.
UUGUGUCAGUCCGCUAUUGCUGUGGAACAAAAAAGCCCACAAAGUCUUAGUGACAUAAAAAUAUAAGCAUUUAUAUCACUCAUACAUGUAUGGGUUGUUGGGGACAGCUGAUCUGGGCCUUUCCCCUGUAUCUUAUGCCUCCCUUUUACCAGUGGGCUAACUUGGGCAUGUUCUUCCCAUGGCAAUGAUGGGACACAAGGUGUCAAGUAGCAACACACAAUGCCUCUUAAGGCCUAGGCUCAGAACUGGGAUAUUGUUGAUCCUGCCCACAUUCCAUUGUGCACAUAUGGUGGGAGGUACAAUCUACCUCUGGUGGGAGGGACUACAAAAUGAGAUAGCAAAGAGCACAGUGGAUUAAAGAAUUGGAACAAAUAGUUUUCAAUUUUUACCACAGAAUCACAUGGACAUAUAGCCAUAAGCUAUAAAGCUAAGCACGGUAAACCAUCUAUACAGACCCCUCAGAGGAGGCUGCAGGGAUGAUAGGCAGUCUGAGGCUCCUCAGAAAGAUGCAGGGUGACAAGUUAAAGGAUACUUUUGCAACAUGUACAAGCAACCGCUACCAGGAUUUAAAAUAUGCCUUCUAAAACACAGGAGAAUGUAAAAAAUUUCAUGCAAAGAGGCAGAAAACUUAAUGAAAAGAGACAUCAAAAACAACAUGGAGAUCUUUUUAAAGCAUUAAACAAGACAACAGAAGCAAAACCAAAUAUCAGUUAUCACAAUAAUUGCCUAUGAGUCAGAGGCAGACAGUUGGGAGAGGUUCAAAGUAUUUUUUUUUCAGGCAUCCUCUGAUUCAAGAGGUAAAUUUUUCAUAGAUUUUUCUCAAUCCAGCUCCUCUGUCUUAUAAGUAGUAGGAAUCCCUCCCAGAUUCUGGCAUUCAUUUUGAGUGGUAAGUUUUCUCCAUUUUCCAUGUCUCUGUAGUGGUUUCAGUGGGCUGUUGGGACAAGCUACAACAGAGGCCACUGGCUGGAUGCCCCUUUCUGUGUGACAUUCUCAUCGCGUGCCCUCUGAAGUCCCGCAGCACUUCCUGCCACCCUCGUCUCUUCCACGGCACCACCACAUCCUAUUUGGGCCUUUGCUCUCCUUUUUGCUUCGGAGGCCCAUGUCUGGGUCUGAUGCAUGCAACUGUGAAUCCCCACAGUCUCCAGCACAAGGUCCUGUCCACAGCAAGGGCUUAAUGAAUCAAUCUCUGCAUCAAAAAGACUCUCUACAAUGCAGUCGACAGAAACACAACUCUAACUGCUUUACAUAAUCAAAAUUUUCCAAGGAAUGAUCAGGCUUCAGGCAUCGCUGGAUCUGCAAGUUCAAUGAUGUCAUCAAGACUUAGUCUCUCUCCAUCUCUCGAUUGUUCUUUCCUCUGGAUUGACUUCACUCUCCGACAGGAAGACCCUCCCUCGUGACAACAAUAUGCCACCAGCAACAUCAGCACCCCAACAAAAACAGAACUUCUUUGACCUCAGAUUGUCAACAACAAAAACCAGAAAUUGAUUCUCACGAAACUGGCUUGGAUCAUGUGGCCAUCGCUGAAUCAGACACAGAGGUCAGGGGAUGGAAUGCUCUAAGCAAUCAGGCCUCAGUCCAGAGCCCACCCUGAGAGACAGGCAGUGGCCUCAACCAGAGGAGGGUUUGAUAAACAAAUAUCAAAAAGAAGAAAUAAAAGGACAACGAAUGUCCACUACCAUCUUCUUAGUUUCUUUCCAGGAAGAACCCUCCCCGUGAGACUAACAGAAACAAUGAGGCCACCAUACAUCUGCUUAGUGCAUCCUGGUUUACAAAAUACUUCUCAUGUCGUCCCAUUUAAUCCUCACAACCAGCCCACAAGCCAAGUGGCAUCACUGUACCCUUUACACAGCUGAGGGUACUGAGACUUAGAGAUAUUAAGGGGCUUGGCUAAGUCACAGAGCAGGUAAGGAGCCAACAGAGGGGCUAUGGAGAGGUGUGUGCAGAAAAAGAGGAAGAACACACUGACCCCAGGCAACUUCCUCUGUGUGUCAGGCUCCCCCACCUCCUCUACCACAUCCUUCCCUUCACCUCCCCUCCUCUUUGCCCGUCUCCUGCCUCCCUCCCUCCCGGUAUCAUUGAUCCUGCCAGUUUCUGCCACACCUCUUCCCCGACCUUUGUACCUUUGCUCCUCGCUCCAGGCUUGUUUUCCUCUGGAGCUGGGAACCAGGGCUCACUUUCACUCACUGCCUGUCCUCCCCAGCUGCCUCGCCAUGUGUACGGGAAAGUGUGCCCGCUUUGUGGGGCUCUCCCUCAUCCCCCUUUCCCUGGUCUGCAUUGUGGCCAACGCCCUCCUGCUGGUGCCUAAUGGGGAGACUGCCUGGUCCGACCACCUCAGCUUGCAAGUCUGGCUUAUGGCUGGCUUCAUCGGUGGGGGCCUGAUGGUACUGUGUCCGGGAAUCGCAGCCGUUCGGGCAGGGGGCAAGGGCUGCUGCGGUGCAGGCUGCUGUGGAAAUCGCUGCCGGAUGCUGCGCUCAGUCUUCUCCUCGGCGUUCGGGGUGCUUGGUGCCAUCUACUGCCUCUCGGUAUCCGGAGCCGCACUCCGAACUGGACCCAAAUGCUUAAUGAGCGGCACGUGGGAUUACCACUUCGCAGAGACCUUAGGCUCUUACCUGCUCAACCGUACCCUGUGGGGUCUGUGCGAGGAGCCGCCCGGUGUGGUCUGCUGGAAUGUGACACUCUUCUCGCUGCUGGUGGCUGCCUCGUGCCUGGAGAUCGUGCUGUGUGGGGUGCAGGUGGUGAACGCGACCGUUGGUGUCUUCUGUGGCGAUUGCAGGAAGGAGGUGGGACGGCGUGGGGUGGAUUUGUAGAGGGCACCUACUUGCUCCCUGGCUGCGUCCUCACUUUCUCUUU